ACAGCGGUCAUGACGAAGAUGCAGCAUAAGAACCUGGUGCGUCUGCUGGGCGUGAUCCUGCACCAGGGGCUCUACAUCGUCAUGGAGCACGUGAGCAAGGGCAACCUGGUGAACUUUCUACGGACUCGGGGCCGGGCCCUUGUAAACACCCCUCAGCUCCUGCAGUUUUCCUUGCAUGUGGCCGAGGGCAUGGAAUACCUGGAGAGCAAGAAGCUGGUGCACCGAGACCUUGCUGCCCGCAACAUCCUCAUUUCUGAAGACCUGGUGGCCAAGGUUAGUGACUUCGGCCUGGCCAAAGCUGAGCGAAAGGGGCUGGACUCCAGCCGGCUGCCCGUCAAGUGGACAGCGCCCGAGGCACUCAAACAUGGGAAAUUCUCCAGCAAGUCCGAUGUCUGGAGUUUCGGGGUGCUGCUGUGGGAGGUCUUCUCAUAUGGCCGGGCUCCAUACCCCAAGAUGUCGCUGAAGGAAGUGACAGAGGCCGUGGAGAAGGGGUACCGCAUGGAGCCCCCUGCGGGCUGCCCGGGCCCUGUCCACACCCUUAUGAGCAGCUGCUGGGAGGCAGAGCCUGCCCGCCGGCCACCCUUUCGAAAACUGGCCGAGAAGCUGGCCCGGGAGCUGCGCAGUGCGGGAGCCACUGGCCCUGUUGACGGACAGGAUGCUGAUGGCUCCACCUUGCCCUGUGGCCAGGACCCCUGACCCUACCCAGCGGGGGCUGUAGGCCCCAGAGGACAAAGAGAGUGGGGGACUCUUGAUGGGUGGGGGCAUGGGCCAGGCCUGAGGAAGGUCAGGGCCAGCAAGCUGCCCACCUAG
This is a messenger RNA of Hipposideros armiger (great roundleaf bat), 810 nucleotides long. RefSeq names its product megakaryocyte-associated tyrosine-protein kinase-like. The transcript has 6 exons. Gene Ontology annotation, biological process: multicellular organism development; positive regulation of kinase activity; cell surface receptor protein tyrosine kinase signaling pathway. Gene Ontology annotation, molecular function: ATP binding; transmembrane receptor protein tyrosine kinase activity. The coding region runs from base 10 to 696 and encodes 228 amino acids. Gene Ontology annotation, cellular component: signaling receptor complex; plasma membrane. Lineage: Eukaryota; Metazoa; Chordata; Mammalia; Chiroptera; Hipposideridae. The record is from RefSeq and is a predicted model, not a curated record.